Molecule: messenger RNA, 4949 nt
Organism: Athalia rosae (coleseed sawfly)
Lineage: Eukaryota; Metazoa; Arthropoda; Insecta; Hymenoptera; Athaliidae
Product: NADP-dependent malic enzyme
Exons: 11
Coding region: 2-1996 (664 amino acids)
Biological process (GO): pyruvate metabolic process; malate metabolic process
Cellular component (GO): mitochondrion
Molecular function (GO): malate dehydrogenase (decarboxylating) (NADP+) activity; malate dehydrogenase (decarboxylating) (NAD+) activity; NAD binding
Source: RefSeq, a predicted model, not a curated record
AAUGCUAACCAGAACGACUUGUGGACUGGCUGGCAAGCGGAGGGGUAGCCUGCGCGCAGUCGCGUGCCAAUACAUACCAGUGGGAGGGAAGCGAUCUCUGCGAUCAGCUGGAGCUCGCGAAAUGUUCUUUCUACAACGUUCUGUAUUGCCGUCUUGCGGCAGAGGUGGGGCAGGCGCCUGGGCGCGCGCGCUACCACCUUCGCACCCCGCUGUGAAGGAUGUCCAGCAAAGAGAAAUUCACGAGGUGUCAGGAGACGUAGUCCCCAUCAACAUGGUGAAGGGUAUAGGUCACCUUCGGGAUCCCAGAUUGAACAAGGGGUUGGCGUUCACGUUGCAAGAGAGAAUCGCCCUUGGGAUCCACGGGCUUCAACCUCCGCGAUUCAAAACUCAGGAAGAACAACUCGCACUUUGCAAAGCUUCGGUGAUGAAGUACACGGAGGAUUUGAAUCGGUAUCUUUACCUGGUCGAGCUACAGGAGAGAAACGAGAGAUUGUUCUUCCGUCUUUUGAGCGAAAACAUCGAGCAGAUGAUGCCCAUCGUUUACACUCCGACCGUAGGACUCGCCUGUCAGAAAUUUGGAGUUAUUUACCGACGACCCAGAGGACUCUUUAUCACCAUCCACGACAAGGGCCACAUCUACGAAAUCCUCAAUAACUGGCCCGAGCAAGCGGUUCGUGCGAUAUGCGUGACCGAUGGCGAGCGAAUUCUCGGUCUAGGGGACCUCGGGGCUUGCGGAAUGGGAAUUCCCGUGGGUAAAUUGGCCUUGUACACCGCCCUGGCCGGUAUUAAGCCCCACCAAUGUUUGCCAAUUACGAUCGACGUCGGUACGAACAACGAACAGCUGAGAAAUGACCCUCAUUACAUCGGACUGAGCAAACCAAGAUCGCAGGGCCAAGAAUACGACGAACUGAUCGAUGAGUUCAUGGCCGCGUGCGUGAAAAAGUAUGGACAGAAUGUCCUAAUUCAGUUCGAGGACUUCGGUAACCACAACGCGUUCCGCUUCCUGGAUAAAUACAGAGAUAAGUUCUGUACCUUUAACGACGAUAUCCAGGGCACAGCUGCGGUCGCUGUCGCUGGAAUUCUGGCCUCCAAGAGAAUUACGAAAAGAAAAAUGGGGGAUAACAAAUUCGUCUUUCUCGGUGCUGGUGAGGCAGCCAUUGGGAUCGCGGAUCUUUGCGUAAAAGCGAUGGAAGCCGACGGUUGCACGGAAGAAGAAGCUCGUGCGAAUAUUUGGAUGAUGGAUAUCGACGGUCUUUUGGUGAAAAAUCGUCCGGACGGUAACCUUGACGGUCACAAAGCGUGGUACGCAAAGGACCACGGCGUAAUGAAGUCUCUGUUAGAGGUGGUAAAGGAAAUUAAGCCAACGGUGCUUGUCGGCGCUUCGGCCGCCGCUGGUGCGUUCACGCCGGAAGUUCUGCAGGAAAUGGCCAAGAACAACGAGAGGCCGUUAAUAUUCGCGUUGAGCAAUCCUACGAGUAAAGCUGAAUGUACGGCUCAGCAGGCGUACGAGCACACGGAAGGUCGUUGCAUAUUCUCGUCAGGUUCGCCCUUCGGCGAAGUAAAUUACAAGGGAAAAGUGUACAAGCCGGGACAGGGGAACAACGCUUACAUUUUCCCGGGGGUCGCCCUUGGCGUAAUAGCCACCGGGUGCCAUCAUAUUACGGAAGAACUUUUCCUAAUCUCUGCCCAGUGCGUGGCGGACCACGUGAAAGACGAAGAUUUGGAAAUGGGAAGUCUCUAUCCACCGCUAAGCUGCAUCAAAGAGUGUUCCAUUACUAUUGCCAUCAAAAUCGCCCAGUAUGCGUACAAAAAGGGUGGUCUGGCGAGCGAAUACCCCGAGCCAAAGGACAUGCGAAACUUCAUCGUGAGUAAAAUGUACGACGCUAGCUAUGACAGCCCUCUCGCGAAUAUGUACGACUGGCCUGGGGACUCGGCUAAACCACGGGUACUUCCGGAACAAGAAAUAAAAAUCCACCAUGAUCUGAAACGCCUGUAACAAAAUCCGUCAACUGGAUAGUUAGAAUAAUUAUUGUUAUCACCUACCACAGUUUAUGAGAAAAAAAAAAGAAUACAAAAAAAAAAACAAAAAAAAUUAUAUUUCCCACGCAAAUAAUAUAUGCAGUGAGGAAUUAUCCAUACGCCAGAGUGAAUAUCGUGCGCCGAUUUUGACCACAUGAAAGUAAUAUUCUACCCCAACAGUUCGUUCUAGUCGUAAUUUAUGACAGAGAUAUUUUCAUCUAACGUAAAAUCCAUAACUAAACCACAAUCACGGUGUGAUAACUAAUCAAUUUUAUUUUUGCUUAAAAUAUCAUAACCGAACACCGCACCACGCAUGUUUGUACCAAUUCGCAUCUUUAUCAAUUACCUAUUAUCGUACGCCAUACUGACCGACAAACUGUAAAACCUGAAUACCCGAUGAUUCAUUCGCCUUGAAGUAUUUUUUUAUUCACCUACUUUUAAUAGAAAAAAUGGAACAUCGCUCUCUUCCAAUUUUCGAUCAAAUUCGUAAGGAAUCAUUCGACUUUUCUUAUGAUUCUGACGAUUGUGUUACUUCCGUGACACAUUACUCCUGUUUUUUUUUUUUUUCUUUUACCAACUAGUGAAGGACGAUUGCAUGCGCGGCGCUUUUUUUUGGCCGAACUAAUAAACAGGAUGCUGAAUUGUUUUUCACAUGCAUUUUUUUUUGUACCUUUGGUUAAUUGAGUUCUAAUUCACGAAUAGAUAAGUUCAUAUUUCUACAUGUGUUAUUAUCAAUACUGAGGCCCACACACACCGAUACACUAUGUUUGUAAUCGCUAAGAUUUGAACAGCGGUUGCAGACGACUCAUAGAAAACCGAUAAGACAUGAGUCGCUUGUUCUCGUCUAUUUAUUUAUUUAUAUGCAGUAGACGUAUCGUAGAUUUAUUAUGUUGAAAAUAAUUUCCAGAUUUCAUAUCAGUUCAUAAUGGUGUCUAUUUUUUUCUAUGAUGAAUCCGCCGCCGUUGUAUAGUUGAAAGAGAAAAUUAUAUAACGAGUGAUGAGUUUGCAAUUUACCAAUAUAAAAAAGCAAUGCAUUAUCGAGAAACAAUAAAAUUUGAAAGAAAAAAAAAAACGUCACUCGAUGAAACGAUGCUUGUGGAUUUGAAAGUAUUCUUGUGGUUUUUGAUUUUAAAAACGAUUUUGGUAAGCUUUUGUACACGGUGGAAUUGGAUGAAAUUUGUAAAAGUCAGUCUGCCAGUAUGAAAGCUUAUGCGUAGGUAGAUUUAUAGUUUUUGAAAAUAAUCAUUAAAUUAAUAGCAAAUUUUUGUAGUUUAUAGUUCAGCUCAACUAACACUCUGCUCUGUUCUUCUCCCAACAGAUUGUGACGUGUUGGCGAGUCUAAUGAGAGGAUGAUGUCACAUAUACACUGUGUUACUAAUUUAAAGAAAGAGAAAAAAAUAAUGUGAAACAAAAAAGCAAAAUCUUGAAUUAACAGCUCGGAAAUAACUAGAUCAUUUAGUGUCAGUAGAUAUAUACAAUAACGUCUAUUAACUUAUUAUGUUAAGUGUCAUUGGUAUUGAUGAUUCAAUGUCAACUUUAUUUAUUGUUAAUUUAAAGAAAGAAGAAAUCUAUCUAUAGACUACUUAAAAAUAUGUUUAGAAAAAGAUGAAGAAAAUUUGGAAAAAAAAAGAAAAUGAAGUUUAAAACUAGGUUGUAUUUCCUAAUAAUUCAGUCACGCAAAAAGAAACAGUAUAAGAAAAAUCGUCAAUGAAAGGAAAGAUAUUUUCAACAGAAACCAAUAAUUUGCUCCGGAGCAAUUUUAUGACUGAUUUUAAAUAAAAAUCAGAACUCGCUGAAAGUAAAAAGUUGAAUGAUGUUUUUAAUUGAUUGAUGAAAUAAAGCCCUACAUAGUAUUACGUUAAUCAGAGGCAUAAUUAGUUCAUUAAUUAUUUUUAAUUCACGAGAAAAAAAAAGUUAUAAAAUGAAAGAAUAAAAAGCAAAGAAAUUAACCAUCGUUCAUUUGCAACGUUAUAUAAAUGAAGUUAUGCGAGAAUGUAUAAUGUGCAGAUAUAUUUUUUUCUACAAUUGAUAAUUGGAAAUGUAUAAGAGCAAUCAUUGUGCUUUAUGGUUAUAUUGAAACAACAGUAUUUUUUCUACGUAUUAUGAAAAAACGCGUCAUUGUGUACUACCUACUGUAUAUAUCCUAAAAAUGAAAUACAUACAAUUAUACACAUUAUAUACCUUCGAAACACCUGAAUUGAUAAGGUAUAUGAAUUGUGUUAUACCUACACCGAAAAUAGUUACAUUACUAAAUGAAACGAAUAAAUAAAUGACAAAAAAAAAAGGGUUCCUAUAAACUAUAUAUGCACGAUCAUCCCGAAAUAUUAAAGAAAAAAUCGAAGAAUUGAAAAACAAAAAAUGGAUAAAACUUGAAAUGAUAUCGAGUCUACGUCGGAUAAACGUUAUAUGUUAUGUAUAAACUUCGGAACAAACUGCCAUGAACGUAUUACCAUUUUAUCACAUUACCAUAUUUAUUAUAUUAUUAUACCUAAAAUGUAAUAACGACAUACAAUCUGCGCGUACUCCAUUUUCUAUACAUUUAUCAAUUUGUUAUCUAUGUAAUUAAUUUAUUUCAUCUCGCUCGCUACGUUACAGAGUAUAUAGUUUGAUAAAAUGAAACAGCUAUUAUAUUUUAAAAGGUAAAAGUAUAUUCAAAAUAUAUGAAAAUAUACGAAUGUGAAAAGAAGAUAAGCCUUGUAAUGUAGAGCCCAUAUGCCAAAACUCACCAACCGAUUUAUGGCUCAAAGAAAGUACCUACGUACUUGAGUCGUAUGAAAUCUAUCAACGAUGAACAUAUUUAAUAUGAUCAUUCAAUGAAAUUCUUAAUUGUUUCCUCGAUCGGUAAAUUGAAUUGAUGUAUAAACGUGUGGAAAGUAAUGAAUAAAUCGAGUUACUUUAUCGUUUAAAAUAAAAAUCUCAAUGGAUUAUGA